Messenger RNA from Stomoxys calcitrans (stable fly), 9087 nucleotides. RefSeq lists its product as uncharacterized. The record is from RefSeq and is a predicted model, not a curated record. Gene Ontology annotation, biological process: protein phosphorylation. The coding region runs from base 1021 to 5520 and encodes 1499 amino acids. NCBI's taxonomy places the organism in Eukaryota, Metazoa, Arthropoda, Insecta, Diptera, Muscidae. The transcript is spliced from 11 exons. Gene Ontology annotation, molecular function: ATP binding; protein binding; JUN kinase kinase kinase activity.
UCGACUAGUCGACACCAUCAUGCAAAAGUAAUUGUUUUUUGCAUAAAAAACGAAAAAUACGCAAUGAAAACGAACAAAAUUUAACCAAAAUCCAAGACGAAAUAACAACGAUAUAUAUAUUGCUAAUAGGCGAGAUAGAAAAACGAACGUAGCUAAACGAAAAAGUCACAGAAAAUUGCAAAGUAAUUCAUAGCAACAUGGAUUCAUUUUAUUGCUCUCAAGUGUGUGUGCGUGUGAAAUUUAUCCGAAAGUAUGAGAGUAUGAGUGCUUGAGAUAUGUAAGAUAUGUGUAUGGCUUAUCAUUAAAACAACAACAAUAACAACAGCAACAAGUCAAACGAGAAUAUUAGAACAUCACCCCAUAACAGCUCAAUACCAUCAUAAGCAGAAGCUACAAAAAACAAAACAAAAAAGAGAAAUCCCCCACCCCCCGCCACCUGAGAACGAUAUUUGAAGACAAGACAAAGAGAAGGUGGUACAUAAAGAAGAACAAUAACAACAAUAUAAAGGUUUUAGACAAACGCAUGGUGUCAACUUUACUUUAAAUUACAACAAUAAAAAAGACACUAAGCUGCACAAGGCAGCAGCAGCAGUAGCAACAGCAAUAAAGCCUAGAGUAGCUGCUUCAACAAAUAACAACAAACAAAUUUCGAAAAAGUGUUGAGUAAAACACAACAAUAGCCAACACAACGAACAAAACUCUCUUGAAACUCUUCCAUAAUAUAAACAACAACACCCCAUCAUCAACGGUAGCAGUAGCAGCAGCAGCAGCCACUACUUAAAAGGCCCCUCAAAGUUGUUUGGCCAUAACAGCAAUAGGCAACAUUGUCUGGAAGUGCUGAAGAAGUGAAAUUGCACUCCACACUCAAUACCAACGAGUGGCUAACAACACUGUAGACUUUGCUUUUGAAUGUUGGCCUGGUCUUGAGAACAAAUGCUUAUAUGAUUUUGUUUUUAGUGGGUUUUUGUCUGAUUUCAGCAUCACCACCACCACCACCAACACAGCCAGCAUCAGCAUUUAAUGCCUGCACGUCAUUAUAACGCCACACAAAUGAUCGCAAUUAGCGAAGAACAACAAACAGAUAAUAAUGCCUCUACAUCCACCACAACAACUAACAGUAAUAACGCCUACAACACCUUCGCCACUACAACAGCUGCUGCCAUUAAUGCAGCAGCAGCACCACCACCAACAACAACAUCAACCGUAUCACAGCAUCAACAUAGCAAAACAGCCACCAUAACCUCAGCAAAUGGUCAUAAGUCAUCCACAGCAUCACAGCCAUACCAACACCAACUUCAUCAUCAUCAUUCGCAGCAGCAGCAGCAACAACAACAACAACAACAACAAACAAAUAAACAAAUCAAGCCUUACAAUGGUUUUAAUGCAAAACUCAUGGCGGCCUCUUCAACUUCUUCGGGGACUACAGAUCUUGGUAAUACUACCAAUGGUAGCAGCACCAUGAUUGUUACCGCCACCACCACCACCACAGUUUCUUCCACACAAAUCGAUUCGGCCAUAGUUACCACACAAAGUGGCACUGGAGUUGAUGUUGAAGUGCCCGAAGGUAGCCUAUGGACUGCUCUGUAUGAUUAUGAGGCCCAAGGUGAAGAUGAGCUCAGCCUUGAAAGGGGCCAGGUGGUAUUGGUGCUGUCAAUGGAUCCAAAUACAUCAGGCGAUGAGGGUUGGUGGAUUGGUAAAAUUGGCGAUAAGGUGGGAAUAUUUCCCAGUAAUUUUGUUACAAAUCAUGAUCCUAUGAUGAUAAAUGUGCCUUCAGCUAUCGGUGAUAUUCAGCCACAUGAAAUUGAAUAUGAAGAACUGGAUAUUGAAGAAGUGAUAGGAGUUGGUGGUUUUUGUAAAGUCCAUCGUGGCUAUUAUCGCAAUGAAGAGGUGGCCAUUAAGGCGGCGCGACAAACCGCCGAUGAAGAUAUGGAGACCAUGCGUGAUAGUGUUAUGCAAGAGGCCAAAUUGUUUUGGGCUUUGAAACAUGAAAAUAUUGUGGCAUUGAGAGGAGUGUGUCUGAAACCGCCUAAACUAUGUUUGGUCAUGGAAUAUGCCAGAGGUGGGAGUUUAAAUCGUGUGCUGGCUGGUCGUAAGAUACCACCCGAUGUCUUGGUUAAUUGGGCCAUACAAAUAGCAAGGGGCAUGAAUUAUUUACAUAAUGAAGCUCCCAUAUCGGUGAUACACAGAGACUUGAAAAGUUCUAAUGUUCUAAUAUUUGAAGCCAUAGAAGGUGACAAUUUGCACAAGAAAACUUUAAAAAUUACAGAUUUUGGUUUAGCCAGAGAACUUUAUAAUACCACGCGUAUGUCGGCGGCAGGCACUUAUGCCUGGAUGCCUCCAGAGGUCAUAAGUCGUGGAACAUAUUCCAAAUCCUCAGAUGUUUGGAGUUAUGGUGUUUUACUAUGGGAACUUAUUACCGGGGAAACACCCUACAAAGGUUUCGAUUCAUUGUCUGUGGCCUAUGGUGUUGCAGUCAAUACCUUGACUUUGCCUAUACCAAAAACGUGUCCUGAAGCUUGGGGAAAAUUAAUGAAAAGUUGCUGGGAAGGUGAUCCUCAUAAUCGCCCUGGUUUCAAGGAUAUUCUUAUGAAAUUGGAGGACAUAGCUCGCUCUGGUUUUACUUCAACACCACAAGAAUCAUUUCAUACCAUGCAAGAUGGUUGGAAAAAAGAAAUUGCUGAAGUUCUCCAUGAAUUGCGUUUAAAAGAAAAGGAAUUGCGCAAUAAAGAGGAACAACUGAAACUCAUACAAAUGCAACAACAUGAACAGGCCAACAAUUUAAAGAUUUUCGAACAACAAUUACGUGUCCGUGAGCUGGAACUAAUGGGACGUGAAUUGAUAAUAUUGCAGACAAUACCAAAACCAAAUAAACGACGUAACAAAAUAAAAUUCAAACCCAAAAAAGAUCCCGUGAUAUCUUUACCAACCGGUUUUCGUCAUAAGAUAACAACAAUACGGGAUCAAACCUGUGGUGUACCCACACCACCGGGAUCACCAGCGAUAUCGGGUUUGAGAAUAGUGGCAGUGAGUCCCGAUGGUUUUAAAGGUAAAACCUGGGGUCCAUCCACAGUGCAUCAACGAGAACGAACACAUUUGAACACCACUCUGCAGGCAACGGAGUGGCAUGCAAAUGUCACCACCAUAAGUAAGAGUGCGCCCAAUUUAGAUAAGAGAACAAUACGACAUCAACGUGAAUUAGCAGCGUCCUCAACGACGCCUUCCUCUCCCAAUGGCAACAACAACAAUAUGAAUGGCUUUAACAUUAAUAAGAAUGCAACAACAACAACGCCGCAAGGCUACAGUUCCAAGGAUGAUUGGUGUUCCCCCAUACACACUUUGUCCGGCGGUGGUCCAAAUCUUCCUAUAAUGUCUCCAAAUCCUUAUUUACUAAGUCGUUUCACUUCCAAUAUACCCAUGCCCACUCUGUAUGCCGGCGAUGCCAUACGCAAGCCCAAGCUUUCCGUUAUAGAAGUCUUGCUCUACAAUAUGGCUGCCCUUUUGGCCGGUGUGGCUGCUGGCUAUGAUGUGCGCAUGUCUAACGUUUCACCAUUUCAUCCAACAUUGUUGAGUGAUGUACCCGCCUUGAAAGCAGCACCCAUAGAAAUGGAACUGCCCAAAGUAACGGCAACCGAUGAUCGCAGAUUUGCCGCGAAUACUUAUCAUGGGACUGGUAAUCGUAAUAGAACGGCGCUGAGCUCUCUAACCUAUGAGCCCUCUGAGGCCCCAGGUUCCCCCAGACGACAUGGUGGCUCUGGCACUGUAACUGACUCCCCACUGGCGCAACAAAAGCAAAAACAAUCCUACGCAGCAACAGAUUCACCUACACCCUAUCACAAAUACAAUACACCAUUGGGUCUAUCCAGUCAUGCCAUUUCGGCAACACCCUCAUCGGCGGCUCAACAUCAUCAGCUUCAUCAUCACCAUGGGAAGAGUGUCACCCAACCACCUACACCACAACAUUAUGCACAACAACUGCAACAAAUUCGUAAAAUGCCCUCAACUAUAUCGACGACUACAACAAGUGGUCUGGGAUCGAAUUUUACCAACAAUACAUCGGGUAUAUUGUCUUCCUCGUUGGGUAGCCAUACACAACCGCCAACACCUUCACCGCGUAGAAAAAUCAGCACUUCUUCGUUUACAGAAAAUCUGGAGUAUUCUGAACAAGAAGAUAAUUUGCCCCUAGAAAAGUCAUUUCGCGACUUUCGUUUGGGCGGCCAAGUGGAUAUAACAGGCGGUGGUGGAACACAACAGUCAAUGUUUAAACCCAAAGAUUUUCUAAGAAAUGGACCAAGUUUUUCCAAUGAUGGUGGUGCUUAUGGUGCUGGAGCGCAUAGGGCAGGGUAUUUGGGUUCCAAUUAUUUUCCCUAUCGCCCCGAGCAUCAAAUGACCUAUGAACGUGAUUGUAAAUCCUAUCCCGACUAUUCGUAUGACUAUAAUCAUCGUUUGCCCAAUUAUUAUGAUUACAAUUAUGAACCACAACCACCACCACCUCCUGCACCGCAACAACAUCAUGCCUCUCCACCGGUGGUAAGAACUCCUCCACCCCGGGUACCUCAAAUGGGGGUGACAGCAGCUGGUCAUCGUCGCACUCCUUCGACAAUAUCUAAUAAUUCCAAUUACAAUCAAGGCUAUGCCAUAGACUAUGACGAGACCACCACCCAUCCCUAUGAAUACAAUAAUAUGGCUGCUCUUCCACACGCCGACUAUGGACCCUAUCGAGAUCCUGCCUUGCCCACAGGUGUGGUACCGCCACCCAGCAAACAGGAACUGUAUAAAAGCUCCCCCAAGCCUUCACAUCGUUUUAUGACAAAUAAUCGCAGUGACAUUUCUUCGCUCAAUCGCAUGAGAGACUAUGAAAAUCUUCCAUUUAAUACAAGUCCCCUGCACAAGCCUCUCUAUCAGUAUAGGGAUAGCGGUGGCGGUGGUGGAGGGGCUUCUUCGUUGCAUCAUACGCCGCAGCGCACAAUUUACACUAGGUCACGUUCCACGCCCAUGUCUCCCAUCAAUAUGAAGACUUCUCCUCCCUCACCGGCGCCCACAGCGCCCAAAACGAAAUCAUCUCACGCCACUGCUGCUUCACGCAUAAUACCUGAAAGACCCGAUAGUUUGCCCUUCGAUCAAAACAAUUUGGCAUUUAUGACAGGGGUGGGCACUAAACUACGUUCCUCAUUGAAAAAGUACAAUAACUAUAAGACACCUAACGGUGCUCCGCUCAAUGGUUCGGCAGCAAUACCCACAAAUAGUAGUGCAGGAGGUACAGCCGGUAGUACGCCCACAAAUCCCACACCACCCGAUUCGUUGACCAGUGAUGAUAGUUCGUAUUUAAGUGCCAAAGAAGGAUCGAUAUCAUCACACAGUCGCGUACGCUUCAGUCCCGAUGCCUAUGCAGAUGCCAUAAGUCCUGGAACGGCGGCAGCGGCAACAAAUGCCAGUCAAAAAUCGUUGGCUCUCUACGCCAGACGUUUGUCACGGCUCAAUACGGCGGAUAUUACCGGUUCAACAACAUCACCGUCAUCCUAGCAGGGUUUUGCUAAUUUGAGAGUUCAAUUGGCUCGUAGCCCUGGUGCACGUUCAAGUACAUGGUCUUUAAAUAACUAUGGACAGCCUGGACUUACCUCACCGUCGGCGAGUAAUCAGCAGUUGCCGUAUCGUUGGUACUCGGGUGCAAGGAGAUCGCGUUCAGCCCAAUAUGAGUAUCAAAUGUAGGCACAAAUACCCCUACCACCCCCAUGUGUAUAUCAUUAGUAAGUAAUUAAGCGAAUGAAACAAACAUUCCCUUUGAAGCCUAUCGACUCUCAUUGAUGGGCAUCAUUUUUUUUUCUAACAUCAUCUUGCCAUAACUUCAACUAUCAGGUUUCUAAGUAAAAAUAUAGACUAGCAAACGGACAGAUGGACAGACAUACAAAGAAAAAUCAUGCCUAGCACAAAAUUACCAUUGCCCCGAUUAAAUCAAAUUUCGACCCCAUUUUUUCUCAUUUCAGAAAUCAGAGAAAAGGUCUCUUAGUCUGAUUAUUUUAUUUUGUUUUGUUUUUAAGCCCUUAUUUAUAUUAAAUUUCGCAUGGAUUUUAGACAGGAUAUUUAUUAAAAAUGGAGUUCCUUAUAGUGCUCUCUUAUCCCUUCAGUUUCCCUCACGUGAACAAUGACUACCAGCGACUAAAAGCUAGAGUGACUCCACAAAUUGAAAAAUAUCCAUAGCAAAUAUCGACUUAUGCCCAUGUAGGAAAAAACAGAAAUGUUUUACCAAAAAACUUGGAAAAUUACCACGAAAACAUUGGGAAAAGUCCGCAAUUUCAACGAAAUCGUUAAAAAAUUGGCUUUUUAUGGUUCAAGGCCGUCAAUCGGGAAAUUGAUCUAUAGGAGAUAUGGUUAGGAUCCUAAUACAACUCACUGUAUCAAAUUUCUGCAAAAUUGGGUAAUAAACACGCUUUUUACGAGCGCAUUGGUCAAUAUGACAGCUAAAACCAAAUAUGGCACGAUCUGAACCAUAGUCGGCGAUAAUCCGCUGUUUCAUUAAAAUCUAGUAAUAAAUUCGGCUUUUAUGGGUGUAAGAGAGAUUGGACUGAUCUGCACCAUAUUCGGCACAGAUAUCGCUAUCUAUGGAAGAAAAAACUUGAAUCGGAAGAUCAGUCUUAUAUAGGGGCUAUAUCAAGAUAUGGUUCGAACCAUGGCUAUGGGUAAAAAAAAGUAUCUAUGCAAAGUUUCUGCUCAAUAUCUCUGUUUUUAAAGACUGUAGCGUGGUAGCAACAAGCAGACGGACAUACAUGACGAGAUCAUCUUCGAGUUUUAUCGGGAUGCCGUACUAACUUCAAGAAACCUCCUAACAACCUUCUAACGAAAGGUACUGACACAUUUUAAUUAUCGUCAUGAUUUUGUCUAAUAGAUGGCAAAAUCUUGGGAACCUUUUGUCUUAGGUUAAGGGUAACUCCCUUUUUUUUUGAAGUUUGCUCUAUUGACCUAUCUAGAAACAUUUAAUAAAAGUCCUUGAAAAAACCAAAUUUUGUAACAGAAACUUAAAAUGCAUGUAAAUUAGUGGCCUAUCAAAGACCCAUUUCUGCUAGGGGUCUGGAAUUUUGUACACAAUCUAGUUAACUCCUAAAUUUCAUAAAAAUAUAUAUUCAUUCAGAAAUGACGGAAUUACUUCACUUUUAAUUUACCAUCCCCCUGGAGGACGAACGGACAUUGAUAGCCCAGGGAAAUUUAUGACUACAACUUAAAAUGCUAAUAACUACUUAGCCUGCUUGCGGCGCUAUUUAUUCUAGAAUCUUUGAGUUUUGUACAUAAUCUGGUUAGGUUUAGUUUGAAUGAGUAACCCGCCAUGACACGUGAGUUCAUUCGGUUAUAACUCCUGUAAUAGUACUCUGCGACCUCUUAUCAAAGGUCAGCAGUUUCUUCGUCCUCUUUCGGUCGACGGUAGGACGAAAUUGCAUUCGUGCCACGUAUUCGAACUAAUGAACAUUGGAAAAAGGGUGACUAGUACGAAGGAGGAGAUUACUAAUUAACAUCGAAAUUUCGUAAAAAUAUCUUUAUGGGUUCAGAAAUUACCUACUUAUUUUACUUUUUUUCCCCAUCCCUCUGUGAGACGGAUGAUCGGGCAUUGAUAAACCAGAGAAAUUUAUGAUUAUUACUUAAAAUGAUUGUAAGUCCUUAGCGUGCUCGCAGCGCAAUUUAUUCUAGAAACUUUAAAUUUGUACAUAAUCUGGCUAGGUUUUGGGUUGAAUGGGUAGCCCACCAUGAAACGUGAGUUCAGUCGGCUAUAACUCUUGCACUAUUACUCAGUGGCCUCUUAUCAAAGGCCAGCAGUUCCUUCGACCUUUCUCGGUUGACGGUGGACUAGAGUUGUCUGGCAGUCCGGCAUUACAUUGCGUAUGUGCGUAUGAAAAGACUCCCACAUUGAUAGCGCCUCCUUACUGGCCAACCCCUCAGUUAUGUUCAAUAGUUCGACAAAUGGAAGUUUUACUAGUCCAGCGACAAGUUCGCUGCCGUUGGAGGAGCCCCUGGCAUAUUCGUCCGCCUUCUCGCUUCCAGGAAUACAUUCAUGCAGAGUUAAAGCAUUCCAAACGUUUCGCCACGCACUUCAACCUCACUGUCCUUGAACCCAAAAUCUUGAGGGCAGCCAUAUUGUCCACAUAAAUCCUGUGAUUCGAAGACGACAAACCACUUUCCAAAUUUUUUUAUGACUAUACUUAUGGCUCAGAGCUCUGUCGUACACUCGUCCAGACGUCUCAGCGAUAUACCAAUGUUGAGUGUUGGAAAAAGUACAGCUAAUAGACAGGGUUGUCGAGCGUGGUUAAUGUGAUAUUUAUAUCAUAGAGGCGUUUUCGCAGUAAAUUCGGUAUACGUACAACAUACCAAUGUACGGCCCUUGAAGCCUUCACAUCUAAUAUGGCUGAUGCGUAAUUCUAAAUAAAAUUACGAAACGCGUCCUAUAGUGAUUGGUGCGUGUGUUGCGAUCUCUGGCUUUCCGUUUUCAUUUGCAAAGAUCAUUGAACUCGUCUUGAAAGAGAAACAAACAGAAAUUUGGAAUUGAUUGCGGUUUCUAUGGUCUCAAGAAAUCAAAGUGGGUUAUCCGCAUUUAUGGGUCUAUAUCACUUAUAGCCCGUUCCAGAUCAUGCUUCGCAAGGUUGCUGAAAGUUGUAACGGAAGUGCCAAAUCGAAUAAAAAGUGAGGUUUCUAGGGAUUCAAGGGGACAAAAGUGGGAUUCGGUUAGCAUGGGAACUAUUUUGGUUUGAAGGCCAAUAACGAUCAUACUCGGCAUGGGUUUGGAAGACAUAACAGUUCUUGGACCAAAUUUCAGCCAAAUCGGACGUAAAAAUCGGUUCAUAUGGAAGCUAUAUCAAUUGAUAGACCGAAUUAGAUCAGGAGGUCACCGUAACGCAGAGGUUAGCAGGUCCGCCUAUCACCCUAAACGCCUGGUUUCGAAACAUUUGUGAGGUACUUUGCAUUGUAAAAACUUCUCCCCAAAAAGGCGUCGCUCUGUGGCACGUCUUUCAGACUCGGCUAUAAAAAGGAGGUGCCUUAACAUUGAACUUAAAAUUGAAUCUGACAGCACUCUUUGAUUUGUGAGAAAUUUGCCCCAAUUUCGUAAAG